CACGACUGGGAGGGUGUACAUACGCACACACCUACACAGAUAGACAGAUUGAACGAGCGCGGAGUAAUUGACCGCAAUAGUUUUGAUCGGGAAGAAUUAAAUAAUGAUGGAGGUGACGUUGACGGUAAAAACGACGGUGGCGAUAGCGGUGAUGGUGGCGAUGAUGAUGUUAGGGAUGAUAUGAGAUAG
This is a messenger RNA of Loa loa (African eye worm), 189 nucleotides long. RefSeq lists its product as hypothetical. The annotation marks the transcript as partial. The transcript has a single exon. The record is from RefSeq and is a predicted model, not a curated record. Lineage: Eukaryota; Metazoa; Nematoda; Chromadorea; Rhabditida; Onchocercidae.